Molecule: messenger RNA, 1708 nt
Organism: Oreochromis niloticus (Nile tilapia)
Lineage: Eukaryota; Metazoa; Chordata; Actinopteri; Cichliformes; Cichlidae
Product: zinc finger HIT domain-containing protein 1
Exons: 6
Coding region: 750-1295 (181 amino acids)
Biological process (GO): chromatin remodeling
Source: RefSeq, a predicted model, not a curated record
AAAUCCAACUUAAAGGAGAGGAUCGACCGUAGGUGAUGUUACUUUGUGGUUUAUUUAACCAGGACCACCUGAAGGAUUUUGGGUGUUUUACUGAAGUAAAAGAUGUUUUUUUGGCUCCAGCUGUGAAGCGAAUUUAAGUUAAGUAUUUAGCUGGUUCAGAUCCUGUUUGAUGAUCUUUCAGACAAUAAUACGAGAACAGAAUGAGAUAAAUUUAAUGUUUUCACAGCGUGAUUUGGUUUGAUUGAAAGGAAACACUAAAACUACUAUUAAAGGCCAAUUCAGGGACACAACAUCCAACUUUUUCCAGGCCUAAAUUGAUAGCAGGCUUUUCUGCUACUUUCUCCUUUCCCUGCUCUCUGUCUCACUGUGAGUGGACCCCCUCACACAUGGAGAGGAGCAGAGAGAUAUUGUGAACAUUAUGUUGUUGUAAGUGCAUCGAAAGCUUCCUCCCAGGAGUCCCACUGAGCAUGAAGAGACAAUGAAGCCGACAGGGAAAACAUCACCAUCAGUGGAGCUUUUCAUGGUCACACUCUGUGUUUAAAACUUUUGCAGACCUGUAAGCUGUUACUGUGGCAGGUUUGAAAUCCCUUAAACUGCUGAGCCUUUGAGCUUUCAGCUGUUUUCUCCUGCUCAGAAUGAACCUCUGUGAGGCGACUGUGUGCUGAAUCACGAUUAGCAGUCCUGAUGAUUUCCCUUUGGUUUACAUGCUGGAAAAACUACACAGAACUUUAUAGAAAUUAGCUGAGUCCAUGGGACUUUUGUCACUGAUACCAACUGUUGACCGACUGAUGGAAACUGUGUGUUUGUAUCCAACAGCUCGGGUGGAGGCCGGUCAGCGCAGAGUUUUGGAUGAAGCCACCAGACAGAGGAGGCUGGCCCGUCAGCUGGAGGCUCUGGAAAAAGACAACUUCCAGGAUGACCCUCUGUCCUCCCUCCCCCAGGUCCUACUGCCUGCCUACCUGCCUUCAGUAAGUCUGAAGAACCAGCAGAAAGUCUUACAGAGAGGCAUCUGGAGCAAUUCGGGUUUCAUCAUCCUUCCUAAUGAUACUUUGGUAUUCAAACUGGAGGAGCUGAGACCACUUCAAGCAGAGUUUCAGGAAGAACUUCACCACACUGCUGGAGGAGGUGAACUACCUGUCAGUGGCAGCCCGCCAUUCUCGCUAACUGCACAUCACUUCUGCUGCGUCUGCGGGUUCCCGUCGCACUACACCUGCACCACCUGCGGGGGGCGGUACUGCAGCACCAAGUGUCUGUGCACACACAGAGAGACGAGGUGUUUGAAGUGGACGCUCUAACUCCCACCACCUUGUUGCCAUGGUGAUGGAGGUGAGGGUUGCAUAUGGGAUGCAUGAAGCUGCAUCAUAAAGAGAGUUUGAACCCUUUCUGGCUCCGCUGGCUGCUGUGAGAGCAGCUGGACAGAGACUCACCUGUGCAGGUGGACAGGAGGCUGCUUGUGAUGUCACAGGACUGCAGAUUCACUCAGGAGUUUUGGCUGCUUCAGUAUUUCUGUAUAUUUUUCUUUACACUGUCAGUUCUUUGUUUACCUGUCAAAACUUAGCUCAGGGUGCAAAUGAAGAGACAUGCCUGGGUUUGUUGCAUCAUCAUCAUCAUCUGAGUGGACAGAAUCAGAUUAAUUGUAAAUAUCUGUGUAUCUGUAACUUUAAUGUUUUCUUUAUAUUUCAAUAAAUCAGAUCUGACUUCACACAAA